This is a messenger RNA of Fusarium sp. VM40, 1638 nucleotides long. NCBI's taxonomy places the organism in Eukaryota, Fungi, Ascomycota, Sordariomycetes, Hypocreales, Nectriaceae. The record is from the annotation of a GenBank genome assembly.
AUGAUCCAUCAAGACUCUGAAAAGCCAGCCUUUGUGCACGACCCAAGUCCUCAUGAUACCAUGGACAAACGUUUAGAGGCUACUGAUAAUCAGGUUUAUGAAACCAAGUUUGCCGCUCUUGGACGAUGGGCCGUCGCAAAGACCUUUUGGAAGACAAUGCUCUUCUGCAUGAUCCUGAACUGGGCAGCUUUGAAUGAUGGAUUCCAGCAACAGAUUCCGGGUAACGUCAUCCCCAUGCAGGCCUUCAUCAACGACAUGGCCGAUACCACCAUCAACGGCGAGCCAGCCAUCAGCGCUCGAGUCGUCUCAUUCUGGCAGGGUUUCGCAGAGAUGUCAAAGACUCUUGGAAUGUUCACCGGUGGCUUCUUUGCCGAUCGCAUCGGUAGAAAGAAAGCUCUAUGCGGCGCGAUCGUUAUUCUCCUCGGCGGCUCGAUUGCAGAGAUUACGGCCUCGGACUGGAAGAGUUGGCUCGGCGCUGCUGUCCUUGUCCGUCUUGGGGUUGGACUUGCGCAGUCGAUCCUCGUCACCUACGUCUCCGAGCUCACACCUUUCCAAAUUCGAGGAAUAAUGAUUGGAGCAUACCAGCUCUGCCUGGCCUUUGGACAGCUCAUCAGUGCAGUUGCUACCCAACUCAUCACUGUCCAUCAGCCAACAAAAUGGAGACCCUUGAUUGCUACUGAGUUCAUUUUCACUGGCCUCCUCAUCCUCAUGGUUUGGUUUGUUCCAGAGUCCCACAUCUACUACGCUCGCAAGAGUCAGCACGAGAAGGCCAAGGCAUCAAUGUCAAAGCUCUACGGAAACGUCCCCGAGUACGAUGUGGAAUACGAGUACCGCGUCAUUCAACAUGGUAUUGAAGCAGAAAGACAACUGAGCCAGUCAUCCGAGACCGCAUCCUUCUUCGAGAUCUUCGACAAGCAUAACUGGCGUAGAACCUUGGCCGGAUGCUUGGGUAUUUGCAGUCAAUGGGCGGCAGGAGCACCUAUCGUCUUUUCAUACUCUACGUAUUUCUUCGCCGUUGCUGGUCUGAAAGACCCCUUCCUUGUGACAAUCAUCACCUUUGUUCUACUCAUCGUCGCCAUUGUCUCCUCACUCAUCGCAUGCGAGUUUAUAGGCCGCAGGCCACUUCUUGUUGGUGGAUGCUUUUGCAUGAUGAUCUUCAACAUUGGCCUUGGAACAUCCGGAUUCUUCAAGAACGCAUCCGCCGACAAGGCAGCAUUGGGAUUCCUCCUCCUCUGGGUUAUCGCCUACGGCUGCUCUGCUGGUCCAAUUGGAUUUGUCGCAGCUGGUGAAACCUCGACACCUCGCCUCAGAGCUCAAACCACAUCUUUCAACCUUGGCUGCUACGGUCUCGGCUUUGUUGUUUUCCAGUGGACCGUUUCAUACAUGAUCAGCCCGGAUGCUGGUAACUUGGGAGUCAAAGCUGUCUUUGUCUGGGCUGGUCUCUUGUUGCCAACCACUAUUCUCCUUUGGCUAUUUUACCCUGAGACCUACGCUCGUACCUACUGGGAGCUUGAUGAGCUUUAUGCGCGUAACAUUCCUGCCUGGAGGUUCAAGAACACACCAACUCUGAUUGAUGAGACUGGUGGCAAGAGUCACGCCCUUAUGUCUAAGGGAGUCAACAAUACUCUAACUCAUUAA